This is a messenger RNA of Pseudoliparis swirei, 7071 nucleotides long. RefSeq names its product zinc finger protein 318 (gene znf318). Gene Ontology annotation, cellular component: nucleoplasm. Gene Ontology annotation, molecular function: zinc ion binding; nucleic acid binding. Bases 133 to 6351 code for a protein of 2072 amino acids. Gene Ontology annotation, biological process: negative regulation of DNA-templated transcription; positive regulation of DNA-templated transcription. Lineage: Eukaryota; Metazoa; Chordata; Actinopteri; Perciformes; Liparidae. The record is from RefSeq and is a predicted model, not a curated record. The transcript has 10 exons.
GUUCCGUAGAAGAAGAUCGGAGAGCUGAGAAUCUGUUUUAAUCGACUCGGUUCAUUAUUUACUUGAACGUGUUCAACGUUUUCGUUAAAUCGAAACCGGAAGCUUCCGCUGGUCGAAGGCGGGAAACCGGAGAUGUACCGCGGGCGCCCCCCCCCCCCGAGAGGAGGCUAUCGGCCGCAGCUGGAGGGCCGAGGUCCGCCGCCUCAGAAGUCCCACCCCGACCCGGGUUACCGAGACGACCGGACCCGGGCCCGGCCGCCAUUGCACCCCGACUCCUACCGCCGCUCCCCGCCUCGCAGGAGGUACCCGUCCCCCGGGCCCGGGAGCCACCGAGGCGGGGACUAUUGGGCAGGGGGUCCUCAUGGUGGUCCUCCGAGAGAGCAGAGGUCUCCGUCCCCCCGAGGAUCCGGUCCCAUCGACCACAACCUGGUCAUCACUGUUGGAAACGAGCUCACCGGACCAUCUGGCUCCGCCCCCUCACGCCAUCAUGACAGAGACUACCCCCCUCGACCCGAGUACGAGCGGAGCCGGGGCCGGAGCCGGCCUCGCAGCCGGAGUUCCGACCGGGGCCGGGCCAAGAGCCAGGUAAGGAGCAAGAGCCGGCCUCGCAGCCAGAGCCGCAGUCUGGACCGGAGCCGGGGCCGGAGCCGGCCUCGCAGCCGGAGUUCCGACCGGGGCCGGGCCAAGAGCCAGGUAAGGAGCAAGAGCCGGCCUCGCAGCCAGAGCCGCAGUCUGGACCGGGGCCGGGGCCAGAGCCGCAGUCCGGACCGGAGCCAGAGCCGCAGUCCGGACCGUCGUCGGGGGAAGAGCCGGGGUCGGAGCCGAAGCCGGGGCCGGAGCCGGGGAAAGAGCCGCAGUCCGAGCCGGAGCCGGGCCAAGAGCCGGGGCCGGAGCAAGAGCCGCCCCCGCAGCAGGUCCGGGUCCAGGGGGCGGAGCCACGUCCGCAGCGCGAGCAGCAGCAGCUCGAGUGGCCGAGAUGACGGCGCCGAGAAAACCCGGAGAGAGUUCCGGGAGCUGGACACGGCCCGGCGCCGCAAGGAGCUGGAGGAGAUGCUGAGUCUGCCCACCAAGUCCAUCCUGAAGAAACGCACCGACUCCGAGGACUCGCCUUCACUCCGGGUAAGACAUACCGCCACCGCCACCGCCACCACCACCACAACAACAUGUCUCUGGUUCCAGGCCACCGACUCCCCUCGAGGGCCAGAGGGCGCCAACAUUUCCCGGGUGGCCGACCAGCUGCUGCAGGCCGUGAAGGGCAUGGAGCCCCACAUGGUGGCCUCCAUGCUGGCGGAGCUGCGGUCCGACCCCCAGAUGGCUCACCGCGUCGGCCUCGAUGCCGAGAUCACCGAGAUCCUGCAGCUCCUGGGGGGGCCGGCGGGGCCCGAGGCUCACGGGCCGGCGGACGACAUCGACGACGAGGAGAAGUUCCUGUACGGGGAUUCGGAGGAGCCCAAACCUCCGCCGGCGUCCGAGCCCGUCCGGCACCAAGGGCUGGACCUGUACGGAGACGUGACGGAGGAGGCCCUGUACGGAGACUGCCCCCCACAGAAGACCGCCGGGGCCUCGGCUCGCCUUCAGGCCACUCCCACCGCAGGCGACCUGGAGGAGCAGCGUGCGAGCCGGUCCUCCAUCAGCCCCGACCAGAACAUCACGGUCCAGACGAACACCGCCAUACCGCCGGGGAUGGAGCCGCUGGAGGAGGGCGAGCGCCAGGCGCUGGAGGAGUACGAGAAGAUCCAGGACCUGCUGAAGACCAUCGGCCUGGACCUGGGCGUGACCGAGAUCAGCAAGAUGGCGGCCAGGACCAAAGAGCGCCUCCACGGUAACAAGCCGCCUCCGAAGACGCCCACGCGCCGCAGGGGGUACUCCUCCGGCAGCUCGAACGGCAGCCGGGGCCGCAGGAGGCGAAGCCGCAGCAGCUCCAGCAGCAGCAGCAGCCGCAGCCGCAGCCGCAGCCGGGGGGGCAGCUGGAGCAGCGAGGGCGGCGGCCGGAGGAGCUCGGCACCUCAAGCUCACAAAGACGUCAAAGAGCCUGCCGCCGGGCAGAUCGGCGCCGCGCCGCCUCCGACCCCCGACCCCAAACUCCUCCUUGCUCACCCCGGGGUGCCCAUCCCCCCCUACCCCCCCUCACAGGUCCACGGCAUGAUGCCCCCCAACUUCCCCCCGCCGGGAUACAGCCAGUACGGAAACUACCUUCCCUACAUGCACCAGCAGUGGCCGCCCAUGUACCCGCCCCCCAACAUGGCGCCGCCCCCCCAAACCGGCACAGGCGAGUUACCCCCCACUCUGCCCUACAAGCACCCCUACGGCAAAGCCCCGGAGCCGGGGGCCAAAGGUUCCACUGAGACUUCUGGUCCGGACGGGCAGCAGCCGGGCCGAGUGUCUGAGGAGCAGAACACCGAGAGCCAGAAGCAAAAGGUUCUGGAGGAGCGAGAGAAGCUGAAGCAGGAGCGAGACGUCCGCAUGAAGAAGAAGGAGUACCUGAUGAAGGAGCUGGAGAGGCUCCGCAAGCAGCAGGGGGAGCUCCUGAGGAAGAAGCGGCGGGAGAAGGGCGGCCACAGAGACCCGCUGCUGCAGGACAUCAGCCGCCUGCAGGAGGAGGUCAUGGCUCAGAUCUCCAGCCUGCGCAAAGAGCACGAGGCCGCCGAGAAGAAACGCAACGAGAUCGAGAAGAUAGCGCUCAUCCUCGGCCUGAUCCCGUCCGACCGGCCCCGCAGGGCCGCCCGGCCGCCGGAGGACCAGGAGGACGAGCCGGAGAAGAAGACGCGUGAAGCCCAGAGGAGCCCCGAGGGCCGGCCGGCCGCCAUGAAGGCGGCGGCGGCGUUGAGAGCGUCUCCAGACGAGCCGCCCACCGACGCCCCGACUCCGCCCCCGGAGCCGUUUGAGUACUAUGACGCUGGAAACCACUGGUGCAGGAACUGUAACGUCACCUCUGGCUCCAUGUUUGAUUAUUUCACUCACCUGCACAGCAAGACGCACCGAAAGACUCUGGACCCCUACGACCGGCCCUGGGCCUCCACUCCCACCAAAAUCAUCAAGAACCUUCUUUCGGAAGAGAAGCUGACCAAACCCGCCAAAGGUUCUGAGUUCCUGCUGCCGGUCCGAGGGUUCUUCUGCCUGCUGUGCAAACAGUUUUAUGGAGACGCCAUCUGUGCAGAGGAGCACGUCACCACGCACGCUCACAACGAGAAGUACAAGAAACAGAUGUACGAGAACCCUUUGUAUGAACAGAGGAGGAACCUGGACCGGCAGGCCGGACUGGCCUCCGAGGCCAGCGGGAAGAAACGCAAACACGAGGACGAAGACAAGAGCAACAAGGACGAAAAGGCCAAACACAAAAAGGAGAAAAGGGACAAGGACAAAAAGAAGGAGUCCGACGCGGUUCAGAAGGAGGAGAAAAUUAAAAAGGAGGAAGAGGAGGCGAAGCAGAGCAAGAAAGAGGAAGAAUUUAAGAAUGCCAAAAGCCUGGAAGAGGAAAGACCUUCGUACAGCAAGAAGGAUGAGGAAGACAAGUUUAAGAGCAGCAAGAAGGAUAAUAAAUACCGCUGCAGCAGGGAGGAAGAGGAGAGGGGUAAACACGGCAGAAAGGACGACGACGACAGACACAAAUACAGAGAAGAGGAAUCUCGGUACCGGUACCGCAGGGAUGAAGAGGAUCGGUAUGACAGCCGUCCCAAAUACGGUUCGCGAGAUGACAAAUACAGUCUGUAUUCAGAUUCCAGAUCCAAACAUGACGAAGGGAAAGUUAAGGCUGAGAAAGAAGCUGUCAAAAAGCUUGAGCUGGGGAAACCAGAUAUCAACAAGCCCGAACCUCCGCAGAAGCCCUACGACCCGCCCAAGAUCCUCUGCGGACCCAGUCCAGCCAUGAGGGCAAAACUUCGCAAGCAGUGUCUGGAAACCGGCAAACCGCCGCCUCCGGCUGUGACCGCGACUCCUUCGUUUGGGAAGUUCACGUGGAAGAAGAAGGAGAGUAUUCUGGCAAAGGAGGCAGAGAAAGUUGCCGCUGAGUUCAUCAAAGAAGAUGAAGCAGCUACGAAGCAGAACCCGGUCUCUUCUGAGGACUCUUUUGCUAAAUCUAUGGCCGUUGCCAAGGAGAUCGCCCACAAACUGGGGGGCCAAACCACCACGCCUCCUUGGGUGUUCAACCGUAUCAGGAUCCGGCCGAACCUCCCUGCACCUGCUUCAGUUCUGAGGAAAACCGCCAUGAUGGGUAAACCCGCCCCUCUGAAUACCUUUCUCUCCAUUAGACCUCAAAACACUGGACCUGCUCCCAAAGAAGAACCCUUAUUCUGCGACGGUCUCACAAGGGCUCUUAAUGCCCAGAAUGCACUGCUGGAAAAUAAACCACAGCCAUUAAUUGGUGCACCUGGGACAUCCGACGAGGCAAUGCCUCCACCUCCGGUGUCAAGACCUGCACCCCUGGGGGCUAAACUUGAACCAUUGGAGGCUAACCCUGCGCCACCAGUUCUUAAACCCGCGCCACCAGUUCUUAAACCAGCACCACCAGGUUGUAACCCUGCACCACCAGGUUGUAACCCCACGCCACCAGUUCUUAAACCUGCGCCACCAGGUUUUAACCCCGCACCACCAGGUUGUAACCCUGCACCACCAGGUUGUAACCCCACGCCACCAGUUCUUAAACCUGCGCCACCAGGUUUUAACCCCGCGCCACCAGGUUGUAACCCCGCGCCACCAGUUCUUAAACCUGCGCCACCAGGUUUUAACCCCGCGCCACCAGGUUGUAACCCCGCGCCACAAGUUCUUAAAUCUGCGCCACCAGGUUGUAACCCCGCACCACCAGGUUGUAACCCCACGCCACCAGUUCUUAAACCUGCGCCACCAGGUUGUAACCCCGCACCACCAGGUUGUAACCCCGCGCCACCAGUUCUUAAAUCUGCGCCACCAGGUUGUAACCCCGCACCACCAGGUUGUAACCCCGCGCCACCAGUUCUUAAAUCUUCGCCACCAGGUUGUAACCCUGCGCCACCAGGUUGUAACCCCGCGCCACCAGGUUGUAACCCCGCACCACCAGGUUGUAACCCCGCGCCACCAGUUCUUAAAUCUGCGCCACCAGGUUGUAACCCCACGCCACCAGGUUGUAACCCCGCACCACCAGGUUGUAACCCCACACCACCAGUUCUUAAAUCUGCGCCACCAGGUUGUAACCCCGCACCACCAGGUUGUAACCCCACGCCACCAGGUUGGAACCCCGCGCCACCAGGUUGGAACCCCGCACCACCAGGUUGGAACCCCGUACCACCAGGUUGUAACCCCGCACCAAUCGAGGCAAAGCCUGCACCAUCUGUGGCUAAACUGGCCCAGCCAACAAUGAUAAAGAUUGUGUCCGACGUGGCAGCUCCUGGCGUCCCGGAGGACGAGCAGACUUGUACGUUUUUUGUCAAGCCGCCACCUUUCAUGAACAUUGGCGACGGACCUCAUAAGUCUGAUAAACUUAAGAGUAACCUGGCUGCAGCUAAAGCCCAGGACUUAUUCAACAUCUUUUACAACCGGGUUGGCCAAUCAGGCGCCUCCUCCAUAACCAAACCAGCAACGGACACCAGCGCUGGCGGGAGCAGCACCAAUAAAAGUUGUCUUCCGACCAUGCAAGCACCAAAACCACAACCUCUGCUUCUAACUCUGUCCCAACCUCCAUCUGAAGUCUGCACAUCUCUACAACCAGAAUCACAAAGUCCCCAAAGCCAGCCAGAGCCAGUCAUUCAGAUUGAAUCUGUUUGGUCCUUGCAGCCUUCCCCAACUCCACCACCUGAGGAGGUUCCAUCUGAAACCCAGCCAAGACUGAAUCCACCAGACCAGUCUGAGGCUCAGAGUGUACCCCAAAACCAGUCCUGGACUCCUAAAUAUCAGUCCCAAACCAAGCCUGCGGAGUGGCAACCAACAUCUCAAACUCUGUCCACGCCCAAUCCAUCCCCUCAAAUCCACACAGACCCCCAACCAGACCAGGACAUCCAGUCCCUGCUACAUAUAGAGACCCAUCCUGACACGGCUCUUGAACCUGCUCCUAAGCCAGGCCCCAAAACUAGAGUUAAGGCGACUCCGACAAAGAGAACCUCUGCUGCCCCCCGGGCUGUCAGGCAAACCAGAUCUCAAACCAGAUACCAGACCCGCCAGCAGCAGAGCCAGUCCGAGCCUGAGCUAUCUUCAGGAGAUUUUGACUCUGCACUUUCGGACUCCAAGGGGCUGGACUUGUCCGAUCCCGACUCUGGAUUGCUGGUGGAGGAGGCGACGCCCAGCGAGCACGACCCACCGAUGAUGGAGAUCACCCCUGAGGCCCUGGGCCUCCCCACAGACAUGACAACUCUGGACUUUGAUUAUGAUUUUAACUUUGAGUAGCAGCUGACCUCAAAACCAGGAAUUCUCUGAUCAAUACUCGACUGGACUUGAAAGCAGCUGGCGUGAAAGACGCGGACAGACUUGAGACUUUGAAGACUGACCGUUAUCCGUUUGAAGCACUAGUUUGACGUUUAGGAAACAUUGUUGUCUGUCUUCUCUGGGGUCCAGGGCGUCUCUACAGUCCAGGGCCUCCAGACCGGCAAUCUUUUGUUGAAAACAAGAAGCCCAUGAAUACUUACGAAAGAGUUUUACGGUCCUUAAUGUGGUUCAGACUGAGAAUGUUUCAGGGCUGGAAGACGAUUAAUGGGACAAGAAAGCUGAAAAAUGAGCAGUUAGAUUUAUUUUCCAGAUGUUCCUCUAAUCUUUCAUUUACAUUACUAUUUUCUCUUCAGGCGUCUAAAGUUCACCUUUUUAGUUUGAGCCACAUCAAACACCUGUUGUACACCGAUGUUUGUGGAUUUGACCUCGCCGAUAUCUGAUGCCUCCUCCUGAGAGUAAAGUUCUCUUGUUUUCUACUUGUUCAUUGCUCCUCUUUUAAAACCAGUCGGACCAAAAGCAGCUCAGUUGUUGAUUGCGGAUCCAGGAUCUGAUUCCUAGAGAAGUGCAGCCGGUCUGUGUUUGACGCACUGAUCUGAAGUCAGUGCUGACGUGAGGAACCAAACUCGUCUCUGUGACUCCGUUGCUUCAAGUAGUUUUAAUAAAAGUUAGUGCAGAAACAAC